AAUGAAUCAUUAUUAACAUCAAAUCGUAAACGUACAUCAACAGGAAAUUCUCUUGAAAAUUCUAAAAUUAAGAAAAUAUGUUUAUUGGAUGCAUCCAAUAGAUCAAUUAUUGAUGAAUAUGAUGAAAUGAAUACACUUGAUGAAUCAGCUCUUCAAAUGCUUUGUGAAGAAUGGGAACCACGAUCACAAUUUCCAACUUUACUUACUCGAGUUGCUGGUCUACUUGAUAAAUAUCGAAAUAUUCAAUCAUUUCAUAAUUGGCAAAAAAAAUGUCUUGAUUUACCAGCUCGUCGAAAAAAUCAAAAUCUUAUUUAUACACUUCCAACAAGUGGUGGCAAAACAUUAGUUGCUGAAAUAAUGAUGCUUAAUUGUUUACUUCAUCGACAUCUUGAUGCUAUUUUUAUUUUACCAUUUGUUGCAGUUGUUCAAGAAAAAGUUCGAAGUCUUCAACCAUUUGCUGAUGAACUUGGUUUUCAUCUUGAAGAAUAUGCAGCAAGUAAAGGACGUUAUCCACCAAUAAAACGUCGAAUGAAACGAUCACUUUAUAUUUGUACAAUUGAAAAAGCUAAUUCAUUAAUUAAUAGUUUAAUUGAAAAUCAUCGUAUGAAUGAAUUAGGUAUUCUUGUUGUUGAUGAGUUACAUAUGAUCGGUGAAGGACAUCGAGGAGCUACACUUGAGUGUCUUCUUACUAAAGUACGAUCAUUUACACCUCAACCACAAAUUAUUGGUAUGUCUGCAACAUUAGCUAAUAUUGAUGAUUUACUCACAUUUCUUAAUGCACAAUUUUAUGAAGAACGUUUUCGACCAGUAGAACUUGAAGAAUAUGUUACAGUAAAUGAUAUCGUAUAUAAAAUUAAUCGAAAUAAUUCCAAUGAUAAUAAUCAAUUAAUUGAACAUCGACAAUUGGAUUUUAAAUAUACAAAACAACAUUUAUUAAAUGAUCCUGAUCGACUUGUUGGUUUGGUUUCGGAAGUUAUUCCAAAUGAUUCAUGUCUUGUUUUUUGUCCAUCAAAAAUUAAUUGUGAAAAUGUUGCUCGAUUAAUUGUUAGUUUUAUGCCUGAAAAAUUACUUGAUGAUAAUCGUGAAAAACGUUCAAUUUUACUUGAAUCAUUGGUUGAAGUUAAUGAAGGUAAUCUAUGUGAUACACUUAAAACAACAAUUCCAUAUGGUGUUGCUUAUCAUCAUAGUGGUUUAACAGGCGAUGAACGUCAAUUAAUUGAAGAAGCAUUUCUUGAUGGAAUUUUAACAUGUUUAACAUGUACAUCAACUCUUUCAACUGGUGUUAAUUUACCAGCAAAACGAGUUAUUCUUCGAUCACCUUAUGUCGGUAGUCAUUUUUUAACUUUUGCACAAUAUAAACAAAUGAGCGGUCGUGCUGGUCGAACAGGUCAAUCUCAAACUGGUGAAUGUUAUGUAAUUGCUCAUGAAAGAGAUAUGAAACAACUUCGAGAAAUGUUAUUUACUGUAGCUGAAAAUACUACUGGUUGUGAUAGUCAUUUAUCUAUAAAUAAUAAUUAUGCAAUUAAACAACUUUUAUUAAAUGUAAUUAGUCUUAAAAUAUGUUCAACUUAUGAAUCAUUAUUAAAUCUAUUACAAAAGACUCUUCUUGCUUUACAAGCUGAUCGUCUUAAUGUUAAUCUUGAAAAUUUACUUGAUGAAUGUUUACAAUAUCUUGUUGAUACAAAAAUUGUGCAUGCUAAAGAAGACGAACGAGCAAGUAAUAAUAGUAGUAAUGGAAAACUAAAAAGAUUUAUUUAUGAAACAACAAAAUUAGGCAAAGCAACUGUUGAAGGUAGUGUAGAAUUAGGAUUAGCUAAUUCACUUUACAAUCACUUAAGAACAAGUUUGAUUAAUAUGAAUUUGGAAAAUCCAUUACAUUUACUCUAUGUUACAAUGCCAUUUGAACUACCUAAUAUAACUAUUGGAUUUCGUCAACUUGUUGAUCGAGUAUGUCAAUGA
Molecule: messenger RNA, 1959 nt
Organism: Rotaria sordida
Lineage: Eukaryota; Metazoa; Rotifera; Eurotatoria; Philodinida; Philodinidae
Source: the annotation of a GenBank genome assembly